Messenger RNA from Sipha flava (yellow sugarcane aphid), 5372 nucleotides. RefSeq lists its product as uncharacterized. The transcript has 13 exons. The record is from RefSeq and is a predicted model, not a curated record. Lineage: Eukaryota; Metazoa; Arthropoda; Insecta; Hemiptera; Aphididae. Bases 119 to 5341 code for a protein of 1740 amino acids.
UGUUAGUGUUAUUACGUUUCAUCUUUUUUUGUUUUGGUGUCGUUUUCAACUGUUCGCUCGUCAUUCAUGUGAAACCCGGUAGAAUAUAUUAAUUUUACUUAUAAAAAUAAUUUUUUCAAUGAAGACCCCAAGUGGUAUAAAGGAGAAGUCGGUAGUUCCUAUGUUGUUAAAUGAGCUUUAUAUAACUAAUGCUGAAUUUCAAGGAUGUUUUAUAAAAAUAUGGGCAUGUUUUUAUUCAAAAAAGAGAACAAAUUUAGAAAAAGUUGUACAGACCUAUAGAAAUUAUUCAAAGGAAUUCAAUAAAUUAGAUUUACUUGGGAAUACAUUGUACAUAUACAUUUGGAAAGCUAAAUAUGAAGAAAGAGUGUACAGAUGUCAAGUGUUAAAUUCAGAUUUAGUAUCAAAAACUCUUACUAUAAUGCUGAUAGAUUAUGGCCGAACAAUGGUGGUUCCAUGUAAUAAUGUUAGAGAGGUCACUAUGGAUACCUCAGAUCCGCAGCUUUUAAAUACUCUGUAUCAAAAAACUGCAGUUCAUACAUUUUUGUUAAGUACAUUCAUAAGUAAACGUAAAUCUGUCAAAGAAUUAAAUGAUAUUCUGAGUGAUAAAUAUUACAAAUUUCAAAAAGAUUUUGAGGUUGGUGGUAUUACAUUUGUGACAAUAUAUGACAUUGACAAGAAGUUGAUUGAAAGUGGCUUGGCAGAUACUAUUGAUAUAGCAAUUAUGAGCUCCAUUGCUAAUAGUAUGUCUUCAGUGAUUACAUUAAACAAUAAAAAUGAUCUGUUAAAUAGUUACACUCUUCCAUGGAAAGAAUCAACAUUAAGCUUAAAUCUAAGACAUCAAAAAUUAGAUUAUGUUACUUUAAUAGACGUAGCUAUUUCAAGAGUUUCUUUACAAAAUGAUGUAGUUCUUUUAACAGUCAGAAUACUAGAUACAGAUUCUAGAAUUUUAAAAAGUUUAUUAGAUUCAAUAGACAGACAGAGUUUAAAAUUGGUAUCCAUUGUAGAUGUACAUACUCCUUGUUUGAUUAUUAUUAAUAAUGAAUUGGUUAGAGCCAUAAUUUUAGAAGUUAAAAUUGAAACACUUUAUAUAGAUCUAGUUGAUUAUGGACUAAAGACAUAUGUACCUAGAACAGCAGUUUUUGAAAUACCAUCCAAUUGCAGUUUAAUUGAAAUGCGAUCAAUGAACGUGAUAUUAGAUAAAUCAAAUUACACCAAUUUAGAAAGCAUGUUAAAUCAAAAAUAUUUUCAAAUGUUACCAUUGAAAAUGGAUCCUAGUUUUGGCCUGUAUAAAGUGAAAUUAUUUGAACAACAAAGUGAUGAUUUUAUUGAUUUAUAUGAUUCAUUAAAUAAUAUUUUUAUGGGAACUGAUGAUCAAUGCUCAAUACCAUACAGCAAAUUAACAGCAUUUUCAAUAACUGAAUUAAAUAAUGAUCCAAAUGAAAAUGGAGUUCAGAAAGCAAAAGAAACAGAACAUUUAUAUUUAAAAGUAAAUGAAAACAUAGAAAUCAAAGAAAAAAAACAAAAUAAUCAAAAUGUAAAUGGAAUUCAGAAAGGAAAAGAAGAAUUAAUAAUGAAAGAAAAAGAACAAAAGAAUUUAAUUCCAAUAAUGUAUUUAAGCCGAGAAAGUAUGAAAAAUGGUCUAGAAAUUAUUGCUUCAUUGAUUAAUUAUAAAUCACCAUUAAAUUUUCGUGUGAGACAAUAUAACUCAAAUUUUGAUAUAUAUUUGAACAAAAUCAAGUCAAAUUUGAAUUUACGUCAUGUUUUAAGUAAAUAUGAUCUUGUCAAAAAUAUGUAUGUAAUUUUUCAAAAUUCAUCAGAUAGUAUGAUACACCGUGCUCAAAUUAUUGACAUGGAUUCAGGAAUUGAAAAAAUUAAAUUAUUAUUAGUUGAUGAAGGAAAUGAAGUGAUAAAUGAAAUGUUCAACAACAUAAUUUUGUACAAUUUCAUUGAAAGUGAUUGUAAUUUUCCGGCACAAUUAGUAUUAGACUGUUCAUUAAAUAAUAUGUGGUUUCCUUCUAUGAGUGUUGAUACUUCAAUAAUGUUGCAACCAUACUUUGACAAAAAGCAACUUUAUAAGGUUUUAAUUAUUAAAUCGGAUGAGUCUGGUACACAAUUUGUACAAAUGAUUCAAAAAGAUACCAAUAUUGAUCUUUCUGAAAUUAUACUGGAGUCUGGAAUUGGUCAACGCUUAUGUGCUGCAAUAAAAACAGAUGAAAAUCCAUACGAAGAAAGUCUAUUAAAAAGCCAAAGUUUUCUCUCAUAUGUAUUAGAUUAUCAUUUUCAACUAUGCAUUCAACCUGAACCAAAUACUGUUGAUGAAUUAGAAGAAGAAAUAUUAUUGCAUAUAAAUAAUGAUACGAAUCUUGAUUUUAAUAACUUGCAACAAGAUUCAUUUUGUUUGGCAACAGUUAAUAAUAAUCAGUGGUACAGAGCCUUAAUAAUAAGUAUAAAUAAAUCUGCCAUAGUGAAUUUGUUUGAUAUUGGUUUAAUGACUGAGGUGUCUUUAAAACAAAUUCGACCAAUCACAAAUGAUUUAAUGAGAAAACCUCAGCUUUGCUUGUCUUGCCAUUUAGAAUAUAAAGAAUUAGAUAUGAAAAUUGUUGAAAAAAAAUUAUAUAAUGUAACUGUUAAAUCAAUUGACACCAAUGGAAAAUUAUGGGUAUCCAUUAAAGAACAUCAUUCUACGCCACUUUCCAAUCCAAUUGUUCGUGGAAUUGAACUCAUAUCAUUUGUGCAUGUUGAUGGUGACUUAACUUAUUUGCAAAGAUCUCAAGAUAAAUUAAAAAUUGAAAAAAUGUCUGAAACCUUAUCAAAAUUUAAUGAAGAAGUGGAAAAUAAACAAUCUGUAGUACCUGGAGAUAUUUGUUUCUUUGAAAGUCAUGGGAAAUAUUACAGAUGUUGGGUUGAAUCAAUAUUUUCCAAAAUGGCUGUUGUACAUUGCAUUGAUUUUGGAUAUGAAAAGCAAGUCGAAAUGAAAAAAUUAAAAUGUUUAAAACAAUCUAAAAUUGCAUUGGUACCUGCACUUCUCAUUACUGUUAAAACAUUUCCUAUGGCAUCUAAUAUGUCUCAAACAAUGUUCUUAGCCAAUAUGUCUGUGGAAGAUGAUGGAACACUUAUUGCUAUGCCAAACAAAAUGACUUCAAUUCAUACUCAAGAAAAAUUAAUGGAAACACUUAAAAAUGGAUGUUUAGUAAAAGUUACGUGUGUUAAUUCAAUCAAUGACUGUUGGAUUGUUCCUCAUUUGUAUUUUGGUACACUGGAGACCAUCAGUAACUCACUUGUUCAAAUGCAGUCAAAAAUAAUACCAGUAGUGACAGAAGUUGGUUCAUUGUGUGCUGCUUUGCAUUCAAAAACUAAAGAGUGGUGUAGAGCUCUAAUAUUAGAUAAAGACAGUGAAACUGGAAAUAUGUUAUCAAUUGAUUCUGGUGAACGAUUCAACGCUUUGAAAACUACUAGAUUGGUUAGUCAAAUUCAAAAUAUACCAAAUUGUGCCUUGCGUUGUUGUGUGGUGUCCAAUGUAAAUAUUAAAAAACUUCUCAACAAAAAUGUUAGAUGUAAGCUGAUAUCAUGUACUCAACCGUUACUUGAAGUGGAAUUGUUUUCAGAGGAUUUAGAUGAAACUGAAAUUUCUUCAACAAUAUCAGUUAAAGAGUGGACAGUAAUUGUUAAACAGUUUGAAUCAUUUGAUACAUUUUAUGUUCAGAAAAUCGAUGAAAAUGUUUGUUUAAAUGAUGCAAAUAUAAAUAAUGAUUUGACUUCAGUUGCUGAUAAAUUAGAAGAUUUUUCUCAACAGCCACCUGCAGGUACAAUAGUAGCAGCAUUAACAGAUAGAGAAGAUGGUGUAUGGUAUCAGGCUGAAGUGUUAACUGAUAAUGAUAAUACAAAUAUAAUUGUUAGAUUACUUAUUGAUGGUAGUAUUUGUAAAUCAAUAAAAAUUAAAGUUCUUCCUGCCAACUUAUCAAAUGAAAAUGUAUAUUAUAAAUGUUGCAUAGAAGAAAUUGUAGAUUCAGACCUCAAUGAUCCCAUAUACUUACCUAUUAUCUCAGAUGUUAUGAAGAUGUCUAAGUGGAAAAUGAAAACUUCCAGUGUCAAAGAACCGUAUAAAGUGUCUUUGACAUGUGACGACAAAAAUUGUAUUGAUAUUAUUUAUAGCGUUUUAAUUUCUGAAAGUUGUAAAUCUGAAAAUAAUGAGUUAUUAAUAGAAGAAAUCAAUAUUGAAGAAAAUGUCAAAUGCAAUACUAUGCUCAUACAUAAGUCCUUUAAUCCAGCUUCAGAAUAUUUAAAGACUAACUUAACUGAAAAAAACUAUAGUGAUAAUGGUUUAAUUAUACCUGAUAUUGAAACUGUACUUGUUAAGUAUAUUCUUUCUUUCAGAUAUUUUCAUGUUUUUUCAGAAAGUUUAUCAAUGUUAUAUAUGCAUCGGAUCACCAAUGAUUUGGAUGUAAGUAUAGUUGAAUUGACGAUGAAUCAGGAUUUGAUUGGGUCCAUUGUGGUUACUUUCAGCCGUAAUUUAAAUUGUUGGUGUAGAGCCAAAGUAGAUAAAAUCCUUCAGGAUAGAAUCAGUGCUUAUUGUUAUUUGGUGGACUUUGGCACCUUUGAAGAUUGUAUGCUAUUCUAUAAACCUACCGAUUUCUUAUGCAUGUGCCCUCCUUUAGUGAGACGUUGUUCAUUGUAUACACCAAUGCUGGAUGGCAAAGAGAACGAAAUUUGGUUUUCCGACAUAAAUGAUAUGUUUAGAGAUAUUAUAAACAUAGAUGGUAUUAAAUUUGACAUGAAUAUUAAAGUAAACGGUGAUCCUUGUAUGGUUUCAUUACAGUUGGGGAACAUUGAUGUUGCCGAAAUGUUAAAUCCUAUGAAUGUUCAACUGUCAUAUGUUAAAUCAUUGACUGACUUCAAGGUUACUGCUAUAUCUGAUGAACAAAGAGCUUUGGUAAAAUUGUUAAAAAGCAAAAAUAUUGGUUCUAUGAUAUUUGAAGAAAACCCUUUAGUUGACAAUAUGUACCUUGCUAUAAUUGAAUCUACCAUAAAACGUGUGAAAUACAGUACAUUGAGUGGUACAAAGUUUUUAGUCAUUGACAUAGACGAUACAUUAGAUGUCUUAUCAGUCGAUAGUUUAUAUAAAUUACCUGAAACAAUACGUAACUGUCCCAUCUUUACAAUGUCCUGUUCAUUGAUAAUUAAGGAUAAAAUAGAAAAUUAUUCAUUAAGUAAAUUUCAGAAAUUAGCAGACACAAAAUGUAUCUUUAUUAUGUGCAUAAUUAUAGAGAAUAACGGUAUAACUAAUAAUCUCGUUAAACUCUAUUUAAACCACAAGGAUGUGCUUGAUUAUAUAAAAAUAUAGUAAAAAAUAUUAGAAAUUUAACAAUUUCUUU